This is a messenger RNA of Leptinotarsa decemlineata (Colorado potato beetle), 542 nucleotides long. Its product is annotated as glutamate receptor ionotropic, kainate 2. The record is from RefSeq and is a predicted model, not a curated record. Lineage: Eukaryota; Metazoa; Arthropoda; Insecta; Coleoptera; Chrysomelidae. Gene Ontology annotation, cellular component: membrane. Gene Ontology annotation, molecular function: ligand-gated monoatomic ion channel activity; signaling receptor activity. Gene Ontology annotation, biological process: monoatomic ion transport.
AUGUUUGAUAGGAUGUUAAGAGGAGUUACAAGUGCGAUUUUGGAUAAGCCUGAUCCCCGGGACCAUCCAGCAAUCAAACAGGCGUUCUACAAAGCAGUUUCCGAAAUAAAUGAAGAAGAUCCGGAUUAUAUAUUUGAGGCCCUCACAAGAGAAAUAACAGUGAACAAUCCUUUCGAAUCGGUAUCUGCCACCUGUCAGCUCUUACAGGAAGAGGUUGUUGGAAUAUUGGGGCCAUUUUCGGAGGAUAAUUCAAAUGUGGUUCAGUCCAUUUGUGACUUGAAGGAGAUACCUCAUAUUGAGGUGCGAUGGGACGAUUAUCCAUUGAACGGAACUGUGGUCAAUGUACAUCCAUAUCCAGAUACCCUAACUAGAACAUAUUAUGACCUCAUAGUUGCCUGGGGAUGGGAAGACUUUGUUAUCCUGUAUGAAAAUAAUGAAAGCUUGCAGAGAGUGGGAGAACUCAUAAAGCUGUUUGAACCUUCCAAGCAAAGGAUUGUGGUUAGACAGCUCAACAGUCAAGAAGAGUCUGAGGAAGGUUUCAG